UGCUUCUUACUUCGUUCUAAACAAGAGAGAGAGAGAGAGAGAGAGAGGAGAAGAGAAAUCCCCAAAUCCGCAACCCUAAUUCGUCAUCAAAUCCCCCAAUCUCUCUAUCAGAUUCUCCCUCUUGGAAUCGCCCGUGCGUGGAGUCGCUCGGCGGUGGAGAUUCCCUCGAAUUUCGCCCGAUUUCGGGGCCGGAUUUAGGGUUUUGUUACUGGUUUGAGCUCGAAGUGAUCUGAUCUGGUCGGGAGGUGGAGAAAGGUCGGAUUUUGCAGCGUCUUGGUUUGGAUUUUGGUAGGGUUAUAUGAUUCAGGUGCCUCAGUUGCCGUGCUAGAUCUGUAAAAGAUCAUUGGAUCAGUGGAAGAGUUUUUAGGAAAUUAGCCACCAUUUUUAAUUUUUAGUUCUUGGUUGUUCAAUUUUGAGUUCAAAAAUUCCUAUCUAGGAAUUUAUUGUAGGAGAAAAGGAGGAAUACUUAGAUUCUUCAAAAAAAUAAAAAAUAAAAAAAAAUGCACCCCAAAGCUCGAAUCCACGCCGAUCCAUCUCUUGAAAUGGACCAAUUCGACCGCCUACCCGACUCUCUAAUCCUCCUCAUCCUCAACAAGCUCGCGGACGUUCGCUCCCUCGGCCGCUGCUUGGCCGUCUCGAAGCGGUUCAACGUCCUCGCCCCUCUCGUCCACGAUAUCUACAUAAAGAUCGAUCGUGUUGUGACCGUCGACGGUGAUUCCGACGAAGCCCUGAACUCUUCCACCCCGAAACCCCGGAACCUCUUCUCGCACUUCUUAAAGCUGAUGGCUUUCACACUCCUAAAGCCGUUCCACCACCUCCGCGGACCCAAUGGGGGGAGCAAGCCCCUCUUCCCCCAGCUCUCCCACCAUUCCCCCGCCCAAGUGCUCAGGAACUUCACCCAUGUCCGGAACCUCCGAAUCGAGCUCCCUGCCGGAGAUGUCGGGACUGAGGAAGGAGUUCUGUUGAAAUGGAGGGCCGAAUUUGGGAGCACGCUCCAAAACUGCGUGAUCUUGGGCGGAACCCGAGUAAGCCCUAAAUCAGGCAGCUCGGAGCAAGAAGCUUCGUCGGAAGACAAUGGAAGCAUACCCGAAUCGUUUUACACUAACGGAGGGCUAAAACUGCGAGUCGUGUGGACGAUCAGUUCCCUAAUUGCUGCUUCCACGAGGCAUUAUCUUCUCCGACCGAUUAUUAAGGACCACCCGACACUGAUGAGCUUGGUUCUCACGGACGCCGACGGGCAAGGCACAUUGUUCAUGGGGGCUGAGCAACUUAAGGAGUUUAGAGAAAACCAAUUGGCGGCUUCGGCCUCUUCCAACAGAACUCAAGUUCCGGCCUCCAACAUGAAGUUGAGGUACGCGCCUUAUCUCGAUCUUCCAGAAGGUAUGGGAUUGCAAGGGGCCACCCUGGUGGCGAUUAAGCCUUCUCCCGAGGGCUGCAGCGGUAGUAUCCAUACUAGUAGGAAGGAGACUGAUGCCUUUGUUUCGGGGGCAUUCGAUGGUCCGUUUAAGGUCGCCGCGAAGGCGCUGAUGAAGAGAAGAACUUACCUGCUGGAGAUGAAUGGUUUUUAGAUAUGUUGUUGUUUUUGUCGUUCAUUACGUUCAUCUUGCUCUUCUACUAAGAUUUAAGACGCAGCAGCUGUUUGCAUUACGAGAUGCGAAGCAUCUCUGUUUGAUUGAGGUCUGUACAGUUAUGUUUUGUUGUAUGUCUAUGCAGUUUCUGUAGCUCAUUUUCUUGACGACUCUAAUUUUUGUAAUCUUGUUGGUUUCACUGUUAUAAGAUAUGCCAUUAUGAUGCUUGCUUCAGUUUCUCAAAA
Ananas comosus (pineapple) is the source of this 1813-nucleotide messenger RNA. Its product is annotated as F-box protein At4g18380-like. Bases 501 to 1568 code for a protein of 355 amino acids. NCBI's taxonomy places the organism in Eukaryota, Viridiplantae, Streptophyta, Magnoliopsida, Poales, Bromeliaceae. Gene Ontology annotation, molecular function: protein binding. The record is from RefSeq and is a predicted model, not a curated record. The transcript has 2 exons.